UGUUCCUGACCGAUUACGUCAGCAUAACCUCCGACCGAUAAGCUGCAAAGUCACGUGAUCCCCUUUCUUUAACACGCGAGUGCUCAGCCAGCCAGCCAGCCAGCUAUGGAACAAAGCCAUGGCCAAGGCAUCGCCGGCUGGGGCCCGAGCAGCUUUUCCGGCGAAGCGUGGGAGCAACCGUUUGGCACAUUUGAUCAGGGAGCUGGGACCGAGAGCAGUUACCCCAGUCCGGACUUUCUCGGCGGCGGCGCUGCUAUCAACCCUCCUUUCCCCGGAGAUGGCAACCAAGGUGGCUUGUAUCGUCAGUUCGAGUUGUAUGGCCAAAGUACUCCCUGGACGGACCAUCCACAGACCAAUGCCGCGCCCUUCUCUCAGGAGCCCUCGCUGGAGCAGGGAUAUUUCGGCGGCGAGCAGCGACACUCAGCCGAUGGAAACCAGGCAAUUGACAGCCGGUUUGCCCUUGACAUUCCGCAAGGCAGCGAUUUCCCUGCUCAACUCCAUGGCAACGCCAAUCAGCAGGUAGAUCUCCAUCAAGGCUUCAGUCAUGGAGUAGCUGAGCCUUCCGGCUCUGCACCGAAUGGCUAUCAUCGAGGUCAAAAUCAUCCGCAGUGGCAACCACAACAAGUCUCAGCGGGAUACGGGUCUGGCCACCAAUUCGACAACCCUCUUUCUGUUUCUCAGCCAUCCAGCCUUUCUCCUCCCGUCUCCAAUGGCUCCCCUUCCCCAUUCUUUUCCAGUCAUGGCACUGCGCUUCCAGCAGUACCAGCGUAUCAGACGGAGGUGCGACAGCAAGCUCCCGUGAAUUCUCGACAGGUCCACCCACAUUUUGCGGCAGCGCCGAACGCGCAAUUGCAACAACCGGUUGCUGUGCAAUCACCAGCACAGAAGGCGGCGUCCCAGCAGCUCCCGCAACAGAUGUACCAGCAGACAAUCCCUCGACAACAGCCAACACAGCAACCAGCCCAGCCACCCGUUCAACAAUCAACCCAGGAGCCACUUCCACAGUCAGUCCAGCAACCGCUUUCACAGCCAGCCCAGCGGCCAAUACAGAACUCCAAUCAAUAUUCCGUGCAGCAACCGGCCCAGCGGCCUGCUUUCCACCCAACCAUCCAGGCAGGCGGUGGACAACAUGUAUUCCCUCAGCAACCCUCGAAUCAACCACUGGCAGCCCAACAAUUCCAGCCCUCAGAGAACAGCCAGACUGCAGGUCUCAAGCGCGGCGCCACAACGGAACCCCAGCUCACCGCGGCGGUUGCGAAGAAAGCUAAGGUGGCUGUCCCAGCGGCUGUCGGCUUCUCUUCCCAGCAGGCCCAGGUCCAGUCACCGCCCGUUUCAGAACCCAUAUGCACCAUCAACCACCAAGACGACAGCCUCCUCUCGGAAGCUAAAGGUCGCUCGGGUGCUAGAUGGUUGGGUGUUCCGAAUCUUGUGGUUGGUCCUGCGCCUGUGAAGCUCCAGAAAGGAACCCCAACAAAGCGAUAUGUGACUCUGUCGACAAAGGGCGGCAAGGAUCCGUUGUUCUCCAAGCACUGGCGGGCAUGGACUCCAGCUGAGAGUCUUGGGAACCAUGCCGACGCAUACCAGAAGGCAGAAAAUGACCUGGAUCGCCAACGUGCUGAUAUUCGUCUCGACAUUGAGAUGAACCGAGGAAAUAGCGAGAUUCCCGUAGAUUGGUUCAAGAAAGGACUUAAAGAUCGCCUAGGUGCAGAGGUAAGCUGGAAUUCUGACGUGGCCUCUAUCGUCCAACGUACACUGACACCAGUCGCCCCUCAGCCCAAGCGACUGGACCCCCCAGCUGAGCCCCUUUACUCGGGGAUCAAGGCGGUCGAAUAUCUGCGCCUUCAUCCCGCCCAUCUUCGGAACCAGAAGGUGACGGGCGAUGUUUGUUCCGACUUUGCCGCGUUUCUGCAGGCUAAGGCUACUAGCCUCAAGGCUGCUCUGUCGACAGCAGCGGAGAAGCCCAAGGACGGCGAAGCAGAGGCCAAGGCGCUUGCGGCAAAAGAGCAGCUGGAGCGUGCGAUCGAAGAGGGGCUUCGGGUCGAGCCCGAAAACCUAUUCGCCAAGCUGAGCGGCAACAACAAGAUGAUCGCCGUCUUGAAUAACAUCCUGGUGAAGCUGAUCAACGCCGGCGAAGCAAAUACGUCUCUGGCCAAAGCCAUCCUUCGCCUGAACACUCGCUUCACCGAGGUGACGUUGGAACAGCUGGAGAUGCUGCAGAUGGAUAGGUUGAGGAAGAAGUUAGUGAAAGAAGGGGACGAAGAGGCGAAGAUGCUGAUCAACCAGUUAUACGACAAUGCCAAACGGAAUGACAAGGAGGAGAGCGCCAGCGCUAGUGAUUCGCCGAGCGGAGAGUCAGGUGCUCGUGGGAAGAAAGCAGUCUCUGCGCAGGGCCGGGCGCCCUCGAAACAGACAACCACCGGGAGCGACCCAAAAAAGACGACCAACUCUUCUUCUGCAAAAUCUACCCCCUCCGCCGCAGACUCGCGGAAACCGUCUGCCGCAUCUGCACCAUCAAAAACGAUGGCAUCCACCAACGAGAUGGACAAGGCCGCUUCAAAAGCAACUUCUUCAUCAAAGGCGCCUUCGAGUGCUACUGGAACCAAGCGAUCUCGUGAGGACGAUCCCGCCACGGCCGACGUGCGCUCAUCCAAGAAACCCGCGACCGAUAACUCUUCAGCAGGCGGGGUGAAGGCGCCCUCCUCGGCUGCGAAGCCGCCAGCAGCCUCCACCGGCAAAUCGACCACCACAAAACCCACCGCGGCUGCGACUCCAGGGUCCGCAGCUGCUCAGCCGAAGCCUCGAUCAGGACUUUUGCUUCCCGGAAAGGCCCGCCCAGCAGCCAAACCUGCCCCCAAGCCUGAGCCCAACAAGGCCGAGGCCCAGAAAAGUGCGACCAAGCCAGAGUCGACGCCCAAACCCCAGCCUGCAAAGGCACAAGCUGCUCCGGCUGCGGCCAGUGCUGCGAAAGCGAUCAAAACCAAGACUGCGGAAGAGACCAAAGAGGCGCCCGCAUCCAAGUCUAUCUUCUCUUCGCUGAUGAAGGAGAUCAAUGAAGAGGAGAAGACGAUCAAGACGCCUCUGACCAGGAAGACAAAUACACCGGACCCCAACGAGACACCCGAGGAGUGUGAGCGACGCCUUCGUAAAGAGAGGCGCCGGAAUCUUCGAGUCGCAUUCAAGAGUGGCGACGCGCUCGUCGAGAUUCGCGAGUUUACGCGCCAUCCUGACGAGAUCGCCGAGAGCAACAUGGCGCGCAGCGUCAGGAUCGGCGGCAGGGACAAGAACAGCGAGGAAAGCGAGAUGAUGAAGCGUCUUCAUAGUGGCCACGGUAUCAAGGCAUUGGAGAUCAACGACCGUGAGUGGGAGGAGCCGACGGCCGUCAACUUUGACGCCAACAUUCCUCAAGAGAGGAGGGAGAAGACCUACGUCACCCGCGGCGGACUUAUGGUCUUUGAGACGGAGGAGCAGAGACUCACCAUGGAGCGCGAGUCCAAGGAGUUGAUGGUCAUCUACCACAACCGCGCCGAUAUUCCGCCUAGCCCGAGAUCGCCACCUUACGAACCGUCACUUUCCGGGAGCAGCAGUGUCCACGAUAUGCACCUGCCUCCCUCCGCGCCCGAGUAUGAUGAGAUGAUGCAGCGCGCCGUGGAAUGCAAGCAGUGGGGCCCUUACCAUGCCUCUCGAGCUGCUCAGAACCGCCUGGAGGCAAAAGCCCGCCCGGACUAUGCCGACUUCACCAACACCCUCAAUUCCAUCCACUCGAUCGCCGGCUCUUACAACGGGCAAGCUCCUCGUCAGUUCGUUGGCGGUCUGCAGCAGCCCACUGCCCAACCUGCUGUCCAUGAUCCUCGGACUUGGUACGAAAGUACCGCGGCUGCCUCGCGAGAUCAAAAGACCCACGAGCUCAUCUCAUCGGAUCGCGCCAGGCACUGGCAAGACCCCGACCCGCACAAUCGUACAUUGCCCCGCAAGAUGACAGAGCGGGAGUUGGACAACCACCCCAAGCUUCGGGAGGUGCUUGAAUAUCUUCAGAAAGUUGUUGAUUCUCUCAAGGCAAGCGGGGCCGGAAUGCCUGCUCACCAGGAGGCCCCUCAGCCGGUUGCCACCUCUUCUCAGGGAGCACAGGCUGCGGCACCCGACUACUCGGCCGCGUGGGCACAGUAUUAUGCUGCCCAGCAGCAGCAGCAGCAACAGGCUUGGUAUGGCCAACAACAAAACUCGUACGCUCAUGCUGUCGCGAACCCUUAUUCGCAUGCUCAAGCUGCAUCGGGCGCCCAGCAGCCGCAGCCCGGUGACCCGAACAAUCAGUUCGCGAGCAUACUUGCAGCUCUCGGCAUUCAGCAGCCAGCAGCCCAAGCCCAAGCCCAACCGACGGCCGACCAGAAUAGCCAGAUCCAAGCAGUCCUCAUGGCCCUCGCGGCCGGCAACCAAGGCCAAGCCGCGGCCGUACCGCCGGCUGACCCGCAGAGCACCCAGUACCUUCUCGAAGUGGUGAAGCUGGCAACUAGCGGGCAGAACCAACCGCAGGACGUGCAGAAUGCCUAUCAGCAGUACUUUGGCCAAGCCGCGCAGGGCUACGGCCAAGGCUAUGGUGGCCAUCAGUCCAGCCAAGAGCGCGAAGCCUAUGGGCAGAUGUACGGUGGCAGCAGCGCCGAACAAAACCGUGACCGUCAGCGGGACCGGGACAGUAACAACAACAGUAAUAAUAAUGGCAACAACAGCAACAACGGCUACGGCGGCCGCGGAGACCGUGGUGACUAUCACCGUGGCAGCAAAGGUGGCCGUGGCAAUGGAAAGAACGAGAACAUUCCUGAGCACCUUCGUGGUAUCAACCGCAGCCUGAUUGGCACCAAGGCAUGCGCGUUCUGGGCUAAGGGGCAGUGUGCGAAGGGCGACAAGCGUACAUUCCGCCAUGACUGAGUUCCCUAACUUGCUGUGUGGGUUCGUUUAAUUUAGU
Messenger RNA from Thermothelomyces thermophilus ATCC 42464, 4957 nucleotides. RefSeq lists its product as uncharacterized. Gene Ontology annotation, molecular function: metal ion binding. The annotation marks the transcript as partial. The transcript is spliced from 3 exons. The record is from RefSeq and is a predicted model, not a curated record. Lineage: Eukaryota; Fungi; Ascomycota; Sordariomycetes; Sordariales; Chaetomiaceae.